AUGGCUCCACGAAUGCUUUCCGAAGGUGCCCUCGGGGGCAUCGCCCAAAUCACCCCCUCGCUGUACCUGAGCCGGGGCAGCGUCGCCUCCAACCGGCACCUGCUCCUCUCCCGGGGAAUCACCUGCAUCAUCAACGCGACCAUUGAGAUUCCCAAUUUUAACUGGCCCCAGUUUGAAUACGUGAAAGUGCCUUUGGCUGACAUGCCCAACGCUCCCAUCUCCCUGUACUUCGACAGCGUCGCCGACAAGAUAAACAGCGUGGCGCGGAAGCACGGGGCCACCUUAGUCCAUUGUGCUGCCGGCGUGAGCAGGUCGGCCACGCUGUGCAUCGCCUACCUGAUGAAGUACCACAAGGUGUCCCUCUUUGAGGCAUACAACUGGGUCAAAUCGCGACGCCCCGUUAUACGCCCCAACGUGGGCUUCUGGAGGCAACUGAUAGACUACGAGAGGAAGCUCUUUGGGAAGACAACGGUUAAAAUGGUACAGACACCGUAUGGCAUCAUCCCAGACGUUUAUGAGAGAGAGAGGAGACCCCUGAUGCCUUACUGGGGAAUUUAAUGUGACUGCAGAUGGGAAGCACAACAGAAGGGACACGCUGUUCUGAGUCGACCAGUCUGGAGACAUUCCCUUCUCCUUCUACAGCCAACUUUGGUUCUUUACCAUACAGCAGAACCUCAACUAAUUCUCACCUCACUAACCUGCAAGGCCAACGGUUCCCUUCAAAGUAUUUCUCUCUACAGGGAUUCCCCCACGUGCAUCUCUCUGAUUUAGCAGAAUGAGGUCUCCUUAUGAGUUCGUUCCUGUCAUAAAGCCUUCCUCCUUCUUUUUCCAGCCAGUUUAUUAGUAUCCUACGAGGAAAGGCCUAAGAGGCAGUUGGCAGAGUUAAUGAAUAAAGUAUGCUUUGUGAUGCCGUAG
This is a messenger RNA of Apaloderma vittatum (bar-tailed trogon), 915 nucleotides long. RefSeq names its product dual specificity phosphatase 14 (gene DUSP14). Lineage: Eukaryota; Metazoa; Chordata; Aves; Trogoniformes; Trogonidae. Gene Ontology annotation, biological process: protein dephosphorylation. Gene Ontology annotation, cellular component: cytoplasm. Gene Ontology annotation, molecular function: MAP kinase tyrosine/serine/threonine phosphatase activity. The coding region runs from base 1 to 558 and encodes 185 amino acids. The transcript has a single exon. The record is from RefSeq and is a predicted model, not a curated record.